AUGCCGUUCCCGCCCGCGCCGCCGCCGCCGCCCACCCCGGCCCCGGGGGUCCCCGCCGCGCGCCCGCCGCCCCGGAAGCCCGGCGCCCCGCGCAAGGCGGCGGCGCCCGCCUGCGCCCCGCCCGGACCCUCGCCGCCCGCCGCGGCCGCCGAGAAGAAGCGGCGGCCUCCCGAACGGCCCCCGGGGCCGCUGUCCAGCUCCUGGCCCUCCGCCACCCUGAAGCGGCCUCCGGCCCGCCGCGCCCCCGGCCCGGCCUCCCCGCGCGCCCCGGCCCCGUGCGCGCCCCGGCCGGCCGGCUCCGGCGACGGCCCCGCGGGGACCGCGGCCUCGGGGGCGCGGACAGCCGCCUCGGGCGCCGGGCCCGACGCCGCCCUGCGCUUCUCGCUGAGCCUCACGCCCGAGGCCGUGCUGGUCAUCCAGCGGCGCCACCUGGAGAGGCAGCUGCUGGCGCGGCCCCGGCGGGCGCCCCCCGCCGACGCCGGGCGCCCGGCCGCCCCCUGCCCCCGGGCCGCGGGCCUCGGCCGCCGCCCCGCGCCUCCGCCGCCGCCCGCCCCCGGCCCGCGGCCCGCCGACCUGCGCUCGCUGCUCAAGGUGUCGCUGCUCAACGAGCGGCACAAGUACGACGACGUGGAGUACGAGGAGGAGGCGGCGGCCGCCGACGAGGGCCUGGUGCGCAAGUGCACCGAGUGGCUGCGCGGCGUGGAGUCGGCGGCCGCCGCGCGCGACCGGCCGCGGCCCCUGGACGCGCGGCCGCACCUGAGCUCGCUGUGA
Messenger RNA from Dama dama (fallow deer), 771 nucleotides. It is a transcript of the gene PRR18, whose product is annotated as proline rich 18. The record is from RefSeq and is a predicted model, not a curated record. Bases 1 to 771 code for a protein of 256 amino acids. NCBI's taxonomy places the organism in Eukaryota, Metazoa, Chordata, Mammalia, Artiodactyla, Cervidae. The transcript has a single exon.